AUGCUUGUCAACAUUCUUUUCCGGGCCGCCGUUGUCUCCGCACAUCCAGCCAUUCUGCAGAAUACCCAAGUCGCGGUGGUAAACCUAGGGAGUAGUACAGGAAGUCCCAAGCAUCUAGCAUCGGGGCUUCUGUAUGGCGUGCCUGUUCAACAGGAUCAGAUACCGGAUCAUUUCUACGAGGAUAUGGGUUUCAAUUACCUGAGGGCCGGAGGAACUCAUCUCCCCGAUGGAAACGGUGGCAGAGGCUGGAUCACCGGCUUGGAAGACUACCAGAUCCGGAUGGACUCUGCCAUCUCUAACCUCAAAACAUGCCAGAAGUAUGGCGCAAACUUCAAUCUACUCAUUGCAGAUAUUUGGGGCGACGACGCUGGUCAGGCGGCUGAUUCAAAGUAUCCCGGGGAUGAUGGCGAUUGGUCUGACUAUGACGCAUUCUUAACCAAAGUCAUUUCCGAUAUCAAGAGCAAUGGUCCCACCACUGGUCUAACCAUCGAUAUCUGGAACGAGCCUGACUAUGGCACUGUCUUCUGGAAUCGAACUCAGGAGCAAUUUCUGGAUAUGUGGGGCUGGGGAUAUGCACGCCUUCGAAAGGAAUUACCCGAGGUACCUCUUCUGGGACCAUCGACUGCAUACUAUCCAGGCCUCGACAAUACCUGGUGGACAAAGUUCGCAGCCUACGUCAAGAGCAAUAACAGCAUUCCUGAUGAAUGGGUUUGGCAUAUGGAGCUUGGCUAUGGCGAUAUGGAGACAACAACUGAAGAUCUAUAUGCUGUGCUGGAUACCUAUGAUCUCCCAAGAAGGCCUGUCAACAUCAACGAAUAUGCUACUGCUCCCGAGCAAACGCCCGUGUUCACUGCUUGGUGGAUCGCCCAGCUAGAGAGGGUCAACGCACGUGGUCUGAGGGGGGUUUGGGUAUCUGCUGCGCAGGUCUUUGAUCUUUUCGGAGGCCUUAUUUCAAAGCCAAACGCGGAUAAUGACAACUACGACCCAGAGGCCGGUGGCUACUAUCCCACCGGAGAAUACCAGGUCUACAAGUACUACAACCGCAACAUGACCGGCAAUCGUGUUGCUACCACAGCAUCCUCGGAUCGCACUGUCGACGCGUAUGCAACCGUCAACAACGGGCACGCGAAAAUUCUAUUUGGUUCUCGUUCUGUCUCAGACACGGCUUUCAUCAAGGUCAAUGAUAUUUCAUGCCUUGGACUGCCCGAGUCGGGAACUUUGGACAUCAAGAUUUGGGCCUUCCCAUUUCCCAACGGCCGUUUCGGGGAGGUCAAUGCUCCUGUAGAUCAUGGAUGGGGCCAGCAAAACUACACUGGGAACUCAGCUACGUUCCCAGUUUAUCCUCAGGAUGAUGUGACUGCAUACGCGUUUGAGAUCGGGGCAAAGUAA
Clonostachys byssicola is the source of this 1389-nucleotide messenger RNA. NCBI's taxonomy places the organism in Eukaryota, Fungi, Ascomycota, Sordariomycetes, Hypocreales, Bionectriaceae. The record is from the annotation of a GenBank genome assembly.